AUGCACACUAUACUAGUGGCGUCAUAUUCACAAAACCCAGUAGUGUCCGGGCCUAAAUUCACGGAAGAUGCAAGUGGUGCGAGGAAAUUUGAACUGAAACAUAUUUUAUAUAAUAAUGCCGAUGGAUACUUAGCAGAUGCCUUUUGUGAUGUGGCUUCCAAAAGUUCAAAUGAAGAGAAAGAUGGUGUCGCUAUCAAUGGCCAAGAAAUCAACGACACUGAUAUGCAAUUCAAGGUUAAAAGUACACGAAAAGAAAUCAUACGAAUGGCUGACCGAAAUCCUGAUUUUGUUGAAUCUUACCUAAAUUAUGCACUGGAAUUGGGGGACUUCGACAAAUUGAAUUCAAUGAUCAAAUUGGAUUGGAAAAAGGAGACGAUUAGUGUUCCAAAUAUUACUGAUCGAUAUACGGUGCUAGCAUUGGCAAUGAUGUCAUCUGACGCUUAUGCACAUCAUCCGGACGAUCCAACAUGGCGUGAUGUGGGUGAUAAGUAUGAUCUUGGAAAAGGAUUUGGAUGGAAAGACCGGGGAUUAAGGGGCCAUAUAUUUGUGGAAAAGAGAAAGGUGUCUCCUAGAGUUAUCAUAGCGUUGAAGGGAACAUCGGCUGCGGGCAUCACAUUUGGUGGUGAUUCUGAUGAUGCCGGUGAUACCGUGGAGGAUGACAAAAUUAAUGACAAUCUUCUUUUUUCGUGCUGUUGUGCCAGAGUAUCAUCGUUAUGGUCCACCGUUUGUGAUUGUUAUGAGGGCUCCUCUUAUCAGUGCAAUCAAAAUUGUAUUGAGCGGGAGAUGAGGAGGCCAGAUCGAUACUACAAGGCUGCAUUGGAAAUAUACAGGAAUGUGACGGCCAUAUAUCCCUCGUCGGAGAUUUGGGUAACUGGGCAUUCUUUAGGAGGUGCUCUAGCGUCACUUCUUGGACGUACAUAUGGAUUACCCGCGGUUACAUUUGAAGCUCCCGGUGAGCUCUUACCAUCUCGCAGAUUACAUUUACCUGUGCCUCCUGGAUUACCAGAACAAUAUGAAUACAUUUGGCAUUUCGGAAACAAUGCGGAUCCAAUAUUCCUGGGUGUCUGUAAUGGCGCAUCAUCUUCUUGCAACAUAGCAGGAUAUGCAAUGGAAACACAAUGCCAUUCUGGUCUUGUGUGCACUUAUGAUUCAGUUAACGAUCUUGGAUGGCAUAUCAAUAUGUUGAAUCAUCGGUUGAAAAAGGUUAUUGAUGACAUCAUAGUGGUGUAUAAUGAUACUCCUGUGUGUACAAAACCUCCACCAUGCGUUGAUUGCUACAAUUGGUAUUUCAUAGAUCAUUCAAACGAAAAAUUCGGUACAUCAUUAUUUCCAACUCCUUCAUCCACAUCCCUGCCGUCAGGUACCCCAACCGACGAACCUCACGAACGGAAAUGCUUGAAAAGGACAUGGUAUGGAAAAUGCUAUAAGUGGGAUGAUGAUAACGAUGACAACGAUGAAAAGUACGAUGCUACUAGUGUAAUUAAUUAG
Brettanomyces bruxellensis is the source of this 1488-nucleotide messenger RNA. RefSeq lists its product as uncharacterized. Gene Ontology annotation, molecular function: glycerophospholipase activity. Gene Ontology annotation, biological process: neutral lipid catabolic process; piecemeal microautophagy of the nucleus; multivesicular body membrane disassembly. The record is from RefSeq and is a predicted model, not a curated record. The transcript has a single exon. Lineage: Eukaryota; Fungi; Ascomycota; Pichiomycetes; Pichiales; Pichiaceae. Bases 1 to 1488 code for a protein of 495 amino acids.